This is a messenger RNA of Notechis scutatus (mainland tiger snake), 2573 nucleotides long. RefSeq names its product rho-related GTP-binding protein RhoG-like. The record is from RefSeq and is a predicted model, not a curated record. Gene Ontology annotation, biological process: small GTPase-mediated signal transduction. Gene Ontology annotation, molecular function: GTPase activity; GTP binding. Lineage: Eukaryota; Metazoa; Chordata; Lepidosauria; Squamata; Elapidae.
GCGGGGGGCGCGGUUUCCCACAGCCGCUUCCAGCUCGACUUUGGCCGGCGGCGGCUGCGCGGGGGGUGCCCGGAAGGCAGCGAGGGAGGCGCGCGCGGCACGCAGGGGACUCUUGCAAGCCAAAGAAUGCAGACCAUAAAGUGCGUGGUGGUCGGAGACGGUGCCGUGGGGAAGACUUGCCUGCUCAUCAGCUACACCACCAAUGCCUUCCCGGAGGAGUACAUCCCCACCGUCUUUGAUAACUACAGUGCUCAGAUGACGGUGGACGGGCGGAUGGUCAGCCUUAACCUCUGGGACACGGCUGGACAAGAGGAAUAUGACCGUCUGCGCACCCUCUCCUACCCACAGACCAACGUCUUUGUGAUCUGCUUUUCCAUCGGCAGCCCCUCCUCUUAUGCCAACGUGCGACACAAAUGGCAUCCUGAGGUCUCCCACCACUGUCCCAAUGUGCCAAUCCUUCUGGUGGGCACCAAGAGGGACCUGCGGAGUAAUGCAGAGGCCGUGAAAAAGCUGAAGGAGCAAAGCCUGGGCCCUACCACCCCCCAGCAGGGUACUUCGCUAGCCAAACAAAUCGGGGCAGUCAAAUACUUGGAGUGUUCAGCAUUGAACCAGGAAGGGGUAAGGGAAGUAUUCGCAGAAGCCGUGCGCGCCGUUCUCUAUCCAGUGACCAAGAAGAACUCCAAGAAGUGCCUGCUGUUGUAGUCGGCAAGGCGAGGGCAGCGCAGACUGAAGGCGUGGGGUGUUUGCGGUCCAUCUCCUUAACUAAUGGCCUCUUGCACUAAUGGCUUUAAAGAGAACUUUCUUCCAGCAAGUCCUCUUGCAGUCCAGCUGCCACUUUGAGCCAACAGAAAUGAACGUAUUGGCUCUAGCCUUAAGAAUCGGCCUCCGGGCGAACUCUCCGUGUGUCCCUACGUAACUCUCCUCCUCUUCUGUGGAGGAGUCCAAAGCGAGGGAGUGCCUUCAAAGCCAAGGGUUCUCUGCCCAAGAGAGAGAGUCUUUUCGGAAGGAGGCCUUGAUCUGCUUUCCUUUGACACCAGCGUUGCUUCCUUUCCAGCCGCAUGGAGAGCAGGGCUGUGCCUUUCCAGUAGCAGAAUCGGUCUGUCACAGUUUUCAAAAGCACCAUACAAUUUUUAAAACCUCUCCAUUAUUGCAGGCAGGCAGACAUGCCAACAGGCCUUGCAAACUGAGCGAUGAGCAACCCCCGGAGGGUCUUUAUGAAAUCAAAGAAUCAGGCUGGGUUCUUUGUGGAACAGCUCUGGGAUCUGGCAUUAGGUAUUCGGCUUUCAAGGCUUGGAAAGCUGAGCUUCUGUUUCCACAUUGUGCCCUUCCUUACACCCACACACCCACACAGGCCUAGAUUAACUGUGCUGGCGGACAUCAGGCACUCUGAUGGUUUUUCUGCACUGGCAUUUUUCUUGGCUUAAAUGCCACAAUUACCCUUCGGGAUUAUGAUUGAGUUUCAGGGUAAGAAAUUGCCUGCUAUGCAGGAUAAGGUCUUGGCCAUCAAACCUUUUAAAAGCUGUGCUGCUUCAAAGCAGCCAUUUUGUGUGCCUUCUGUUCUCCUUUUUCCCUUGCAGAUAAAACUCAACUACUUUUAAACAUUCAGGCGUGAGUGCUAAUAAACUGAUGCACUAAUUUAGUAGAAGCUUAAAUCUUUCUAGGCCACCUGGUCCCCAUAGAGAUGCAUAUGAGUCUAACAUUGCCUGAAAUACUAACUGCUUUCUUUAGAAUGAAUUAUGCAACUUUUCUUCUUGAAACACACAUUUCUUAGCAUCAUGCAAUUUGUUUCUUUUUGCAACAGUAAGAAACUCUUGAUUGUGUCCAUCAUUGGGCAUCUUCAGCUGAUUAAGGAAAGCCGGAUGCUUGACAGCAUCUCCUGGAUAAAAUGCUUUGAGCAGCCUCUCUUUAGGAAGAAUGCUGAGAUGUAAUACUCUGUUCCCAACCCCUCUUCCAAAUAACCACGUUCUUAUUCUGCCUGCGAUCCUGAUCUGCACUGGUGACCAGGAAAUUUUGCCUGAAUGUGGAAUGGUGAUACUUGGGAGCUGUCCUCUUUGCAUGGAUGCUGAUGUCGCAGCGAGAUUGGUGAUUUAGCCCAGGAGCAAAUCCGGUGUAGUUCUCAUUCUCGUCACGCAAAUCUCACUCGAUUGCUUUAACGUUGGCCAUGCUGCAGUCUCCUUUUUCCCUUUGCCCAGCUGAGAUUCUGGGCUGGAACUUUUGCCCUACAUCUGACCAUCCUCAGGGUAUGUAGCAAUAACUGUUUCCAACCAGGUUGUGAUGUUACAUGAGAGUUUGGUCUCCCUGGCACUGCCAAACGUCUUCUGAAUGGUGUUCCAAGCUUCCUCCUGCCUGAGCCUGAUGAUGUGGGACCGGACUCUCCCUGGGGAAAGAGGCUUCUCCAGGCAGAGCUGGGCUGGUUCAAAUGACGGUUGAGGUUCAGGGAGUGGACGGCCUCAUCGUGGUACUUCCAACAUACACUGGCAACUGAUUUUAUGGUUUAAAGUACAUUUGUACGGCAACUAACAGAGUUAUUUUUAAAUUAUGCUGAAUGAAAUUGUAAUAAAGCAGUUUCUUGG